AUGAUGCACCGAGAAUCUUGCGCUUGUGGCACCAACAGUUUAGAACUGUUUAAAGUGCCCCCGACCAACGUCACUUUAGAAGAUUCGAAAUGGAUGGAAUAUUACCCCAUUUCCAGUACCCUCAACUCGGAUACGGCUCCGAUUGAAUUUGAAAUCAAAGGACAAGGAGAUGAAUAUCUGGAUUUAUCCCAAACUUAUCUCCAGAUGGUAUGUAAAUUCACGAAAGCCAAUGGAACGAAUCUCGCAGGAGGCAAUUCGACCUCGACCCCCGUGAAUAACAUUCUCCAUUCCUUGUUCAGUGAAAUCGAUGUCAGUCUCAAUGGAAAAGUCAUUACCCCGGGGACGGAUACUUAUCCCUACAAAGCGUAUAUGGAGAAAUUGUUGUCUUAUGCACCCAAGACUCUGGAAACCCAGAUGAGAGCCUGUAGCUUGUGGGAAAAAGAUACGGCAGGACAUAUGGAUGAGGUCAAAUUAGAAGCUCUGGCUCAAACUCCUGUGGAAUUUGCAGUAGUGAAUAACAAAGUCAACAUCGCGGCCGUCAUCCCGACUCCCGACUAUCCGGAUGAUUCCAAGAAUGUAGGGUUGAGAAAACGUCACGAGAAGAUUACAGACAGUAAGGAGAUCGUGUUGAUGGAUCGAUUACAUCUGGAUUUGUUUGAGCAAGAGAAAUGUCUCCCUAAUGGCUUGGAUGUCCGUCUCAGAUUCAAUCGCGCUCGACCCCAGUUCUACAUGAUGACCGAUGCCGGGAGUAGUGGGAAAGUGGUCAUUCAAAGUAUGAUCUUGUGGGUGAGGAAAGUCAAACCUGUGCCGAGUAUCAUUAAUCUCAUCAAUCAGCAACUGAGUACUCAAACGGCGAAAUAUCCAUUGAGACGAGUGGAAGUGAAAACCUUCACCAUUCCUAGUGGCACCCAAUCUAAAAUCACCGAUCAUCUGUUUCAAGGACAGAUGCCUAAACUGAUCGUGUUGGGCUUUGUGGACAAUGCGGCUUUUAAUGGGGAUAAUACCAGAAACCCCUUUCAUUUCCAAAAUGAGAAAGUCAAGAAAUUAGAAAUCAGUAUCAAUGUAGAAAUGAUGGAAACCCGACCUUUGGAACCUAAUUUCACCGACGAUCAGUACCUGAGAUCGUAUUUGAGUCUGUACAAAGGCUUGGGAAAAUUAGGCCAGGACUGGGCUCCGGACAUUACCCUGGAAGAGUAUAAAAACGGUUACACCCUCUGGUGUGUGGAUUUCACGAAAGAUCAAGAAGCCCAGACGGAUAAAUUUCAUCUCAUACAGACUGGGAACUUGAGAGUGGAAGUGCAAUUUGCCGCCAACGUGGCCAGGACCUUAAACUGUGUGGUGUAUGCCGUGUUCGACAAUCUGCUAGAAAUCAACAAACAACGAGAAGUCAGUAUCGAUUACUAA
Molecule: messenger RNA, 1404 nt
Organism: Ostrea edulis (European flat oyster)
Lineage: Eukaryota; Metazoa; Mollusca; Bivalvia; Ostreida; Ostreidae
Exons: 1
Coding region: 1-1404 (467 amino acids)
Source: RefSeq, a predicted model, not a curated record